AUGGAUGACUCGAUGUAUGAAAGUUUCCGCUGGUUGGAUGAGGAUGCGGAUCUCGACCUGAGCUUGGACAGUUACCAGACAGACGCCUUGAAUUCUUCGCCGCGUUUAGGUCAAAGAAGGAGACCCUCUUUCAGAAGGACAGUAUCAUUCAAUUCCGUCCACUUGUCUCGCAAAUCGGCUUCCUUUAUCUCCCACGCAAGGGAUCCAACUUCAUGCGGACAGAGUGAGCCUCCGUUAUUCACUUUGUCCAACCUCAUGAGCGGACGUUCUUCUUUCUCUCGGCCAACGAGUAGAAGCCAGCCUCGCCAUAUUUCCCAGUCAUCUACUUCCAGCAUUGAUCCUGCUGCACAAUAUUUCCACGACCCAGAAGCCCGACUCAAACUAAGGGUUUACCUUGGCUCGCCACAGAAAUUUGAUGAAGCAGUCCAGUUUGGAUUCCCAUCCUUACAGGAUAACGAGACCGUUGUAGCGGAGCAAACCCACCCUAAAACGGAUUCACAAGGACGUGAGUUCACAGGUACAUUCCUGGAAGACGAUGAUACCUCACUAUACGAUGAAAAAAUUGAAGCUUUCCCGAACAUUUCGCGACUUUCCUAUGUCAUGCAGAGUCAUGGAGAAAAAGGAGAACCUGCCAUUGCUGAAGAUAGGACACAGUCUUGGAUGUCUCUAUCAAAGCCAAGAUUUCAGCGACAUCUAGACACACGUGAGAUGACACUCAGGAUGACACUGACAAGGCCCGACCUUCGAACCGAUUCCUCUCCUCCAUCCUCGGUGACAGAUCCAUUGAGACUGGCAGAGUUAUCUCCCGUACACAACUACUCACAUAUUUGGGAAUCAGAACUGGAUGAUGAAAGUCUAGUGAAGAAGAUGUGGCGCAAGUUUCGCAGACGAAAGUAUUGA
Molecule: messenger RNA, 900 nt
Organism: Aspergillus ochraceoroseus IBT 24754
Lineage: Eukaryota; Fungi; Ascomycota; Eurotiomycetes; Eurotiales; Aspergillaceae
Exons: 1
Coding region: 1-900 (299 amino acids)
Source: RefSeq, a predicted model, not a curated record